UCCCAGCCCGGGCUAAAAUCUGGUGCUUUGGUUUCCGCGUUAAUGCGAAGACCUCCAGCCAUACAUGUGGCUCCAUGUGGUCCUCUGCCCCGCUUUGUUACCGCCCUUAUCGUCAAUGCAGGGCCAAUAGAACCGUCGCCUUUGAACCUGUCCGUACUUGAACCCGACCCAGAUGCUUCGCCUACAAAAUGACCAAAAAGUGCACCCUUAUUCACCAAAGUACCAUGCUCCUCAGUGGCUAGCUGACCUGACUCUUCGCCCCAAGUCUGAACAAAAUUUUGAGGCCGUCUUCCUUCCUUUUGUCUCACAUUCUCGGCAACUCCUGUUUCCUAUUCAGAUCUAUGACCAGGAGGCUUUUGGUCGUACAAUGAAACGAAAAGCUUUGAAGAAGUUGCCUAGAAGAAGAAGAAGCUUUGAUGAUCAUCCCGAUAGAACUAAAGGCAGUGCAAUGCAAAAUUGCCAUCAAAAUAAUUACCAAGCCGCAGAAGCAGGUGCACCAUUGGUGCAGAAAGAUUUGGCUUCGCUAAAAAUGUCUACAGAGAUUCCUCCCUCUUCUUUUGAGUUCUACGUCUGGUCAGAUGAGGGAAUUAAUCUCCAUGUUAAUCUAAAUUCAUCCCCUUCUGAUUGGACCAACAGGUUUAGAAAAGAGGUUUGCAUUACUGAGAAUUUACAUCAAAAUGAAUCCUGGAGCUUUUGGCAGGAGAUUGGUUGCUUAGGAGAAAGUUCUACUGAAAGAAAAAGUUCCUUUAUUCAAAAUAUGAAGCCCAACCAAAUCGAAACCCGUAGAAGACAGACCAAAUCUCAACCAAACCUUAGAUUGACAAAUGAUGUUACGGGGUCUGAUCAACAAGAUAUCGGUGACAAUUCUUUGAUUUCUGAUGCAUUAAAACCAUUCAGCAUAUCUGGAAAUGUUGAAGAUAAAUUAAAAGAUAAUGAAACAAUUGUCACAGCAGCUCUGACUGGAAACAUGGUAGGCGACUCAAAAGAAGGCCAAUCAACUGUCUCCGCUGAACUAGGUUAUGGUGCACGCAACAAUUUUAUAUCUGGAGCUGAAUCUUGUGCUAAAGAUGCAUCUAAAGAUGCUGGUACUGCAUUUAUCAAGUCAAUGUGUGGUUCUUUUGGCAACUCGCUAUCAGAUCCUGAUAAAAUGGAGUGCCAAAAUUCAAAACCUGGUAACGAAAUUUCUGAAGAGUUAACUCAGCUAAAUGGUUCUUGCUUUGUGAUCCCUGGCGUUGUAUGUCCCGGAGUUUCAGUAAGCAGUUCAGCAGAGCUUCAAAAUUCAGAAGUUGCAAGUUGUCAUAAACAUGCUUCAGCUUCACUAUGUGAAAAUGAUGGAACUCUGGAUUUAAUGAAUCCAAAUAUGUCAUCCACAAGACCGGAUGAGCUAGUCAAUUCAAGCAAGUUUAACCUGGAUACCAAUGGGAACGAUUUUCUACUUAAUGAAGAAUGGGAGUUCGACAAGACUGUUAAUGGAAGGGAGAGUUCAGAAUGUUCCCAGUUUGAUGACCCACUUAAGUCUGGUCUAGUGUCUGAUGAUCAAGAUUCUAAAGUGGAGCUUCAGAGAAAGAGGAAACGGAAAGAUUCCAAUGUUCAAGAUUACAGUGCCGAACCUUUUACAAGGAUAUUAAGAAGCAUGAAGGCACCUAGAAGAUCCAUACGGCUAUUCUCCAAGUGGAAGGGGCCUUAGCUUUUCUUAAUUGAGUUCAUAAGGAGCCUGCGGCCGCAUAUGAUGGCAUUGUUUCCUGACUUCUGAUAGAGUAGUAACCUGCUGUUUACGCAGUGGGAAAAUGGCUUUCAGCAGGUACCACUGACCCCAUCCCGGUUUCGAGAAGCACGUGGACAUAAUGAGCACGUGCAUAAGUGAGAUAAAUAAUUCAUGAAAUUGAGCUUCUAUUUGUAUUCAGGUUGUAAGAUGGACUUGAGAUAUGCGUCUCUCAUUCCAGUGUUGCUCCUCCUAAAUCAGCCACCAGUCUAUUUGCUUAGAUGGGUCAUGGUCACUAUAGAAUUUAACUCAUGUUUGAAGCACACAUAGAUCAGAAAAUUUAUACAAAAAGCUUGUAUUCCUCUCACAAUUUUUGAUCUUCUUGUCCUUCUGGCUUCGUCCUGCAGCCUUAGCUAUUCUGUUGCCAAAUUUCUGCUUGUGUUCAUAUAGAUUUUGAGCAGAAUUAUACAAAAUCCUCCUGCGUUGUACAAAAAUCAUGCAAUAGUAUUUUAUUUUCAAAAUAUACAGAGAUUUCUUGUGAAA
Messenger RNA from Neltuma alba, 2245 nucleotides. RefSeq lists its product as uncharacterized. The transcript is spliced from 5 exons. The record is from RefSeq and is a predicted model, not a curated record. NCBI's taxonomy places the organism in Eukaryota, Viridiplantae, Streptophyta, Magnoliopsida, Fabales, Fabaceae. Bases 173 to 1687 code for a protein of 504 amino acids.